AUGGCAAGGGUGGUGGAGUUUACCGCCAACUGCACCGACGAGCCCACAGUGAGCCCGACGGCUACCUCGGAAUUGCCAGACUGCACGGAUGAGCCAACGACUACUUCGUCCGACCUACCAGACUGCACCGACGAGCCCACGCCCACGGCGAGCUCCGAGUUGCCGGACUGCACCGACGACCCGACUCCCACCGCGUCAGAGUUGCCCGACUGCACCGACGAGCCGACGCCGACCGCCUCUGAGCUUCCCGACUGCACCGAUGAGCCCACGCCGACUGGGUCCGAGCUGCCAGACUGCACGGAUGAGCCUACGCCGACGACGAAGUCCGAGCUCCCAGACUGCACCGACGACCCUACGCCGACGCAGUCUGAGCUUCCAGACUGCUCUGACGAGCCGACGCCCACCGCAUCGGAGCUGCCAGACUGUACCGAUGACCCGACGCCGACGACGUCGCCCGAGCUGCCGGACUGCACGGAUGACCCGACUCCCACCGCGUCAGAGUUGCCCGACUGCACCGACGAGCCCACGCCGACUGCCUCUGAGCUUCCCGACUGCACCGAUGAGCCCACUCCCACCGCGUCAGAACUCCCCGAUUGCACCGACGAGCCUACCCCCACCGCGUCAGAACUCCCCGAUUGCACCGACGAGCCUACCCCCACCGCGUCAGAACUCCCCGAUUGCACCGACGAGCCUACCCCCACCGCGUCUGAGCUUCCGGACUGCACCGACGAGCCGACUCCCACGUCAGAGCUCCCCGACUGCACCGACGAGCCCACGCCGACGCCGUCGCCAGCAGAGUGCACCGACGACCCGACCCCGACGACCCGUGCGCCCCCAGCGCACUCGUCCGACUGCGAGGCGCCGCCGGACGACUGCGACGAUGACGAGGACGAGGACUGCGACGAAGAGCCCGACUGCGAGGAGGAGCCGCCCGAGUGCUCUGACGGGCCGACCCCCACCUCGGCGCCUCUGCCAGACUGCACCGACGAGCCGCCUCCUGAGUGCACCGAUGAGCCGACGCCUACGACGUCGCUUCCGGACUGCACUGACGAGCCGACUCCCACGUCCGAGCUCCCCGAGUGCACCGAUGAGCCGACCCCGACAACUUCGCUUCCGGACUGCACUGAUGAGCCGACUCCCACCACGUCCGACCUGCCCGAGUGCACCGACGAGCCGCCUCCCGACUGCACCGACGAGCCCACGCCCACUGCCUCUGAGCUUCCCGACUGCACCGACGAGCCCACGCCAACUGCCUCUGAGCUUCCCGACUGCACAGACGAGCCCACGCCCACCGCGUCCGAGCUCCCCGAUUGCACCGACGAGCCUACUCCCACCGCGUCUGAGCUUCCAGACUGCACUGACGAGCCGACGCCCACCGCGUCCGAGCUGCCAGACUGCACCGACGAGCCCACGCCGACGACCUCUCUUCCGGAGUGCACCGACGACCCCACUCCCACCACGACAGAGGAGCCCGACUGCUCGGAUGAGCCCACGCCAACUGCGUCCGAGCUUCCGGACUGCACGGAUGAGCCCACCCCCACGACCAGCUCGGAGCUGCCGGACUGCACCGACGACCCGACCCCCACCACGUCGUCUGAGCUCCCCGACUGCACUGAUGAGCCCACCACGACAUCUUCGGAGCUUCCCGACUGCACCGACGAGCCGACCCCCACGACGUCGUCCGAGCUUCCUGACUGCACUGACGAGCCUACGACUACUUCGUCCGAUCUUCCAGACUGCACCGACGAGCCCACGCCCACGACGAGCUCCGAGUUGCCGGACUGCACCGACGAGCCGACGCCGACUACAUCGUCUGAGCUUCCCGACUGCACUGACGAGCCCACGACUACUUCGUCCGACCUUCCUGAUUGCACCGACGAGCCGACCCCCACGACGUCGUCUGAGCUUCCCGACUGCACGGAUGAGCCCACCACCACCGCCGGCCCGAGCCCUACCACCACCUCUGAUCUCCCGGACUGCACUGACGAGCCCAUGACGACGACGUCUUCUGAGCUCCCAGAUUGCUCCGACGAGCCUACGACCACGGCUGGGCCGACGCCGACCACUACGUCCGACUUGCCAGACUGCAGCGACGAGCCGACUACUACCUCGGCUCCUCCCACUACGACUACCUCGUCGGAGCUCCCUGACUGCAGCGACGAGCCGACCACAGCCGGUCCUACCACGACCUCGGCUCCUCCUACCUCGGCUCCUCCUACCACGACUACUUCCUCGGAGCUUCCCGACUGCAGCGAUGAGCCGACUACCGCUGGUCCCACUACGACUGCUGGCCCCACUACCACCUCGGCGCCUCCCACUACGACUACCUCGUCGGAGCUCCCUGACUGCAGUGACGAGCCCACUACGACGCCGCCCGUUCCCUCGGCCCGUCGUCGUCACCUGCAGAUGCCGCAGCACCCUCUUCUUCGCCGCCCACGACCGCAGACCCCCGAGGCCGUGAAGCCCCCGCCUACCGCCACGCCCGGACCCGAGAACGCCACCAUCGCCGCCAACAACGUCACUGGCAGCGACCCGAACGGGACCUCCGCGCCGCCGGCCGGCUCGGACGAGUCGACUGCUCCUCUUCCCGGCAAGGCAAGCAACUCGACGGCGAACACGGCUGCGCGCAUGAUCCGUCGCCGCUUGAGGCCCCUCGCUCGACGAUGGCUCUAG
Molecule: messenger RNA, 2673 nt
Organism: Vanrija pseudolonga
Lineage: Eukaryota; Fungi; Basidiomycota; Tremellomycetes; Trichosporonales; Trichosporonaceae
Product: Cell surface glycoprotein 1
Exons: 2
Coding region: 1-2673 (890 amino acids)
Source: RefSeq, a predicted model, not a curated record